AUGCCUGGGUAUGCAAAAUUUAUGAAGAAUAUGGUGACGAAGAAAAGGAUCGUGAGCUUCGAGGAUGAUAAUAGAUUGCAACAUUAUAGCGUUAUUGCUACUAGGUCCCUUGUGCAGAAGAAGGAGGAUCAUGGUGCCUUUACUAUUCCAUGUACCAUCGGGUUGUUGCAUUUUGCUACGACAUUGUGUGAUCUUGGGGGUAGCAUUAAUCUGAUGCCAUUGUCGAUUUACAAAAAGCUAGGUCUGGGAGAUCCAAAGCUGACUGCGAUAUGGUUGCUCAUAGCCGACAGAACUAUGAAGAGGCCCAUUGGUGUGCUCCAUGAUGUACUAGUAAAAGUGGAGUCGUUCAUCUUUCUAACAAAUUUUGUGAUUCUUAAUUGUGAGGUCGAUUUUGAGGUUCCUAUCAUUUUUGGGAGACCAUUCUUUUCCACUGGGCGCGCCUUGAUUGAUAUGGAAAAGGGGAAGAUGAAGUUCAUACUGAACAAUGAAGAGAUUGAAAAGAGAUUGGGUGUUGAGGCACUAGCAUCGGUUAUGAUGAACUUUGAGAGUGAUGGUAUUGAAGAGUAUGAUGAGUUGUUCGUCGCACUUGAUAGGUGCGAAUAUAGUUCGAAACUUAAGAAGCUGGAGUUAGACAUGAAAAAUCGUGAGUUCCCACCCGCAAGACCAUCUGUUGAGGAGGCACCGAAAUUAGAGCUUAAGGCUCUACCAUCACAUUUGAGGUACGUAUUCUUGGGAAAAGAUGAGACGUUACCGGUCAUCAUUGCGGUAGAUUUGAAUGGGUGA
Messenger RNA from Solanum verrucosum, 783 nucleotides. RefSeq lists its product as uncharacterized. Bases 1 to 783 code for a protein of 260 amino acids. The transcript has 2 exons. Lineage: Eukaryota; Viridiplantae; Streptophyta; Magnoliopsida; Solanales; Solanaceae. The record is from RefSeq and is a predicted model, not a curated record.